UAUAGCAGAGCAUCUGGCUCUAAGAACAUAGCUUAGCUUCCAAUCUGAUUAAUAUUCAUUUCUCUAUGGGAAAGUGUGUAACAGUAAGCUCAAGCUUGGUUCUGGCAGUUUUAGUUGCUCUCACAGUUCAAGUAUUCUACUUCUCACCCAUUGAUCCAGUUUUGCUAGAGAUACCACCUUCACCUUUAACAUCAACCAAAAACAACCAAUUGCAGAAUGUUAUUAAACUUGGAGAAGGACUUCUGAAGCAACCAGAAGAUGUUUGUGUGGAUAAAGAAGGAACUCUCUAUGCUGUUACUCGAGAUGGUUGGAUUAAAAGAUUGCGCAGGAAUGGAAAUUGGGAGAAUUGGAAGCAUAUUGAUAGUCAUACUUUGCUAGGAAUCACAACAGCAAAAGAAGGUGGACUCAUUGUAUGUGAUACUGCGAAGGGUUUGCUCAAAGUUACAGAAGAUGGUUUCAGUGUUCUCAUUUCACAAGUAAAUGGUUCUCAAUUAAGGUUUGCAGAUGAUGUGAUAGAAGCUUCGGAUGGGAACAUAUAUUUCAGUGUUGCUAGUACCAAAUUUGAUCUUGACAAUUGGUAUCUGGAUGUGUUAGAGGCAAGACCUCAUGGACAGCUUCUCAAGUAUAAUCCCACGUCAAAUGAGACAGUCAUUGUCCUUGAUAACUUGGCCUUUGCCAAUGGUGUUGCACUCUCCAAGGACGAAGAUUAUCUUGUGGUCUGUGAAUCUUGGAAAUGUAGGUGUCUGAGGUAUUGGCUGAAAGGAGAAAACAAAGGCAAAAGAGAGAUUUUUAUUGAAAACCUCCCUGGUGGACCUGAUAAUAUUAAUCUUGCUCCUGAUGGGUCUUUCUGGAUUGCUUUGGUUCAGUUUACUUCUGAAGGAAUGGAGUUUGUGCACACAUCAAGGUUAUCCAAGCACUUGCUUGCUUCAUUUCCAAGGCUAAUUAAACUUGUCAACGGAGCAACAAAGAUGGCAACGGUGGUGAAUGUGGCAACUGACGGCAAGAUAAUCAGAAAGUUUGAUGAUAGUAAUGGGAAGGUGAUUACCUUUGUGACUUCAGCUUUGGAAUUUGAGGACCAUCUUUACCUAGGUAGUCUAAAUUCCAACUUUGUUGGAAAAUUACCUUUGCAUAGUGCACCCAAAUAGUGGAG
Molecule: messenger RNA, 1150 nt
Organism: Gastrolobium bilobum
Lineage: Eukaryota; Viridiplantae; Streptophyta; Magnoliopsida; Fabales; Fabaceae
Product: protein STRICTOSIDINE SYNTHASE-LIKE 4-like
Exons: 6
Coding region: 66-1145 (359 amino acids)
Biological process (GO): biosynthetic process
Molecular function (GO): strictosidine synthase activity
Source: RefSeq, a predicted model, not a curated record